Messenger RNA from Megalops cyprinoides (Indo-Pacific tarpon), 1455 nucleotides. RefSeq names its product Rab9 effector protein with kelch motifs (gene rabepk). The transcript is spliced from 7 exons. Bases 412 to 1455 code for a protein of 347 amino acids. Lineage: Eukaryota; Metazoa; Chordata; Actinopteri; Elopiformes; Megalopidae. Gene Ontology annotation, molecular function: protein binding. The record is from RefSeq and is a predicted model, not a curated record.
CCGAUUUAGGACAAUCGCAACUUGCUUUAACGAAUUUUCCACCAGUGUUUUCAAACUGGUAAAUGGCUGCAGUCAAGUUAUAGCGAUCAGCUGCAGCAAGAGAAACAAUGUAAUCAUCGAGUUGUGUUAAUUACCAACGAAUACUGUGUAUUCUAGGGUCAUUUUGCAAGCCGUGCUUGAUGUAGCUAUCCUGAUUUAACCUGCCUUGACUAAUCAACCGAAGAAGUUCGUGGUUAAUGUUAGUCAACGAGAUAGCUAACGUUAGGAGACUUCUUUUGAUAUAGCUACCGUGAGUCUAGCCAGGAUGCAGCAUAGCUAACGGAAUCUCGUUUUUAAAAAGGUCGUUAACCGUUAGCUGGCUAACAUUAGCUACAUGGUGUUAGAUGGUGCAUCUUCAGAUUUUCAGUUACAAUGGAGUUUCUUCCUAUCCUUGAGCCAGAAGACAAGCCUCGAAACUCAAUCUGGUAUGCCGUGGUGCCUCGCGGUGGCGGCCCUGGAGUCAGUGUAGGACACACCUGCACCUAUGUCCCGGGCGAGGACGGGGGAAAAGGAAAGAUACUCAUCGUCGGGGGAGCCAAUCCUAACGGCAGCUUCUCAGAGUCCCAUGUCUUAGAUCUUGAUCGUCACGAGUGGGACGUCCCGGAGUGGGGGGGUCUGCUGGCACGGUACGAGCACUGCAGCUUCACACCCGAGAGCAGCCCGUGCAGCCUGUGGGUGUUCGGCGGCGCCCAGCAGAGCGGGAACCGCAGCUGUGUGCAGGCCUUACACAUGGCAGACAGCGGGUCGUGGAAGAGCGUGCAGGUGAAAGGGACACCCCCUUCGGCCAGGACGUACCACACCAACUCGGCCUGCGUGGGGGACAGGCUGUUCGUCUUCUCUGGAGGGGAGGCCGGGGCCACGCCCGUCUCCGACCCGCAGCUCCACGUCUUCGACUCAGUGUCUUUAACCUGGUCACAGCCAGAGACCCAGGGCAGGCCACCCUCAGCCAGGCAUGGCCACGUGGUGGCAGCGGUGGGAUCCAAGCUCUACAUUCAUGGCGGCCUGUCGGGGGAGAAGUUCCACAGUGACAUGUACUCCCUGGACACUGUGUCGCUGAAGUGGGAGCGGGUUCGAGCGAAGGGUGACACCCCUCCGGGCGUGGCCGCCCACUCGGCCAUGGUCCUUGGGAAGAGCAUCUACAUAUUUGGCGGGAUGACGCCCAACGGGGCGGUUAACUCCAUGUACAGAUUCCAUGCUGACAGACAGCGCUGGACCCUGCUAAACUUCGAGGGCGAUCUGCCCCCCAACAGACUGGACCAUUCUAUGUGUGUGGUACCGUGGCGCGUCGGAGCAGAGGUGGGCGGAGAGGGGGACCGGGCCUCUGAGCCCGAGACCGUGAACCUGUGUUUCAUCUUCGGAGGCAUGGACACCGGGGGCGUGAUCCACAGUGACUGUGUUGUAACUGUGCUGGCAUGA